UCCCUCUCCCUCGCCCUCUCUUUCACUCUCUGUCUGUCCAAUGCAGGCGGCUCUAAGUUGGGAAGCUCAUUAAUUAGCGGGCCGGGGGUAGGAGGAGCCGGCUGGAAUUAGCCUGCCUAAUGCGCCUGUCAGUGCGGGCGCCGCGCCGCGCUCGGCCCGAGCUGUUUGUAAAUGACAUUAGCGGCGCCUUUAUUGCACCCGAACCUCCGGCGACUGAAAAGCCGCCGCCGCCCCCACCCCAAACUAGGAGCUGCGCUCCGGGCGCACCCGCCUCCCGCCGGCCUGGCUGCGAAGGGAGCGUCGGCCAGGGGGGGUCUCGGGUUCUCCGACCCGGGAUUUGGCGCCCAAGACAGGGCGACGAGAGCCCAAGCCCGGGAGGGAAACGAAACGGCCGCCGCGCGGGCCAGGGGUCAGCGCUCUCCACUCUCCAGUCCUCUCCGCAUCACCGUUGGAUCGAGGGGGAAAUUGAGAUAAAGAUGGUCGGCGAGUCUGCGGCACAGGUAAACGAUUUGGGCGGUUCCCAGAGCUGGAUGGAAAUGAGACCCGAAGAGGGACAUCGGGCCGUCGGGGGCGUGGGGGUGUGUGGGCGAAAAGCUCCAAGUUGGGAUACUCGGGGUCACCCCUGGACCCCCAACGUCCCACCAGGGAUAUUAGAGCGAGCUGUUCUUAAGUUAAUGCUCCAGUACGGAGGGCGCCGCCACCAAAGCGCCUGCUGCUGGCUGCUGGUGGGAAGAGCAGCCCCCGACGGGACAGCCCGCCCAGGCCUGCGGGAGUCCCGCGCCCCCUCCACAUCUUAG
Molecule: messenger RNA, 797 nt
Organism: Suncus etruscus (white-toothed pygmy shrew)
Lineage: Eukaryota; Metazoa; Chordata; Mammalia; Eulipotyphla; Soricidae
Exons: 4
Coding region: 120-797 (225 amino acids)
Source: RefSeq, a predicted model, not a curated record